AAAAUAAAAUGGGAUUGUAGAUUCCCAGCCCAUGGAGGUGAUGCUGUCUUGGUUUGGGAAGGAGAGGACUGUAAAAUCCGAGGGAUAACAUUUGAAAGAAUGGAAGAGACGGAAGAAAAUCCCAGUGCUCUUGAGGUGGCUGAUAGCAGUUGCAAUGAGAGCAAAAGCCACAAGACGAUUCUUCAUCUGCUGAUAAAAAUGAUCAACAAGUCUCGAUGGAAGAUACUUGGAGUAUUGGCUAUAUUUUUGGUGAUGGUGUGGUAUACAAAAUCCCGGGAAGAAAGUUUGUCUUACAGUUUUGAUUACCCAGUGCAACAGAUGACUUGUCCUCUGGGAGAGGUGGAGAAGAAAGCUGCACAGCUCAUCGCAAAUUACACACGGGAACAUCCACUAUUUUUACAGCUAAAGGAUUACUUCUGGGUAAGGACCCCCUCACCCUACGAGCUGCCAUAUGGUACUAAAGGAAGCGAGGAAAUUCUCUUGCGAGUUCUGGCGAUCACAAGUUAUGCUGUGCCUGAAAGCUUACAAAGUUUGAAGUGCCGGAGAUGUGCAGUAGUAGGAAAUGGACACCGGCUCAGAAACAGCUCUAUGGGAGAAGCUAUUAACAAAUACGAUGUUGUGAUCAGAUUGAACAAUGCACCAGUUUAUGGUUAUGAGAGCGACGUGGGCUCCAAGACCACUAUGCGGCUCUUCUACCCGGAGUCAGCACAUUUCAACCCCCAAAGAGAAAACAAUCCAGACACAUUGCUGGUGCUGGUGCCAUUCAAACCCAUGGAUUUCCAGUGGAUGGAAACAAUAUUGCACGACAAGAAAAGGGUUCGGAAGGGCUUUUGGAAACAGCCUCCCUUAAUUUGGGAUGCAAAUCCUGAGCAAGUGCGAAUCCUGAACCCGUAUUUUAUGGAAAUAACCGCUGCCAAAUUGCUUAAGCUUCCAAUGAAGCAGCUGAAGAAGUUAAAACAGAAACCAACCACAGGAUUAGUGGCUAUCACCUUAGCAUUGCACUUCUGUGACAUAGUUCAUAUCGCGGGCUUUGGAUACCCUGACUCCAAGAAGCAGACCAUUCACUACUACGAGCAAGUCACACUGAAGUCGAUGACUGGUUCAGAACACAAUAUCUCACAUGAGGCAUUAGCAAUAAAAAAGAUGCUUGAACUGGGUGUCAUCAAGAACCUCACCUACUUCUGAUGGAAAAUGGACUGCCGUUUUGAGGGUUUUUUUCUGAGCCAGCUGCUGGUCCAACACAGCUGCCCAUGGCUAGCUGUCCCUUGCCCCCACCCCCCAACAUUGACUGGUGUGGAGACCCUGCAGCUUCACUCGAAACACUGGGGUGGAAGUGUGUGACCCUUAGAUGUAUUGGCAGCUAAGGAUGGAGAUGGUCUGGGAAGUGGUUGGUUGAUGGCAGCAGCUGGAAGCAGGGUGGAUGCUGCCUGCUACAGAGUCCUCUUUGCACGGACUGUUGCAGGAUUUUCUCUGCACCAAGUUGAGACUUUUAGAUACAGAAGUUCCCAAAAGCUUCACUCGUGGCAUAGAAGAGCCUUUGGGAGGCCAAUGACUGAGCUGCCUGUGGGCCUCAAGGGUGGCACAAGUGGCAUUCCCAUUGGGGGUCAAAUUAUCACCCAUGUGGCACCUCGAGAUCUUUAAUCACUUUUGCCUUCUGACUCCGGGAAGUGCAGUGGUAGUUGCUUACUCUGCUGUUUCUGUUGAAACUAUGUUAGGUGUCACCGGACGGAGCAGGGGGGCAAUUGAAUGAAGGAUUGUUAGCUGCCUGCCAUAUUUAAUGUUUGUGUUUGAAUGAGACAAAAGUGUACUGGUUCAAGUCCUCCAUGCAGUGAAGGAGUUUGGAAUACCCAGGAGAAAGCUGUUAGGGAUGGUGGGAGUUGAUAAUGUUGAUUUCUCUGUCUCAUUCAGUUCUUAUUUUUUGGAGUCUGUGACAUAAGGGGAGGAUACCCUACAGUAUUUGAUAAGUGGUUUUUUUUUACUUAAAAAAAGGUGCCAAGCUGAACAUGGGUGUUUCUGGGCACUUCGUUGGAAGUAAAUCCUCCUUCUGUGAAGGGUGUGUGUGUGUGUGUGUGUGUGUGUGUGUGAGAGAGAGAGAGAGAGAGAGAGAGAGAGAAUGAGAGUAUGUCUGUAUACGAAGUCUGUUAUUAAAUAUAAGCUGUAGGCUUUUUUCCCCUCUAGCAUUUGGGAGUUACUUCCCAACAGACAUAAGACUCCAGUACAAAUGAAAUGGCAUAACCAAAGCUGAAUGUUGAAGGAAAGAAGGAGAGGGGGAGGGGGGAGAUAGCUGGGAAUUGUGUAUC
This is a messenger RNA of Lacerta agilis (Sand lizard), 2300 nucleotides long. RefSeq names its product ST3 beta-galactoside alpha-2,3-sialyltransferase 4 (gene ST3GAL4). Gene Ontology annotation, biological process: glycolipid biosynthetic process. Gene Ontology annotation, molecular function: sialyltransferase activity. The transcript is spliced from 12 exons. The record is from RefSeq and is a predicted model, not a curated record. NCBI's taxonomy places the organism in Eukaryota, Metazoa, Chordata, Lepidosauria, Squamata, Lacertidae. Bases 100 to 1185 code for a protein of 361 amino acids.